GAAAACUGCACAUAACCUAAAAUAAUUGACAACAACUGUUUCAAGUGCUCGGUUCAGUUUGAGUGGUCUAUGGUUCAGUUUACUCCAAACUUAUACAAUUAUUAGCUUUCGAACUUUACACACGCUAUAACAAUCGGAACCAUGGCUGAAUCAAUGGACCCAAGGAAGCAGUUCCUCGUAGUCAACAUAAUAGAUUUCCUGCUGGACGAAUUGAACAAGGGCAGCUUGAGCGAGGAACACAAGGAAUCUGUCGAAGUCGCCAUACAAUGUUUGGAGACUGCUUUUGAGUUGGAGUCACUCAAAGAUGAGUUUGUCGAUAGGAAAAUCAACCUUCUGUCGUUGAUGCCGACAGAAAUAAAGAUCACCGUCAGCGAGGAGGAUAAGAUCAACGCAGAAGCGUUCAAAAAUGAGGGCAAUGCUAACAUGAAGAAGGGUUUGUACCAGGAAGCUGUCAAUCAGUACACAAAGGCUAUACAAUACAACCCAACGUGCGCAGUUUAUUAUUGCAACCGUGCUGCGGCCUACAGUAGAUUAGAUAAACAUAAUGAAGCCAUCACAGAUAGUGAGGAAGCAAUAAGACUGGACCCCACAUACGGCAAAGCUUACGGCAGACUAGGCAUUGCCUAUUCAAACCUCAACAAAUUCGAUGACGCCCGCAGGGCCUAUUUGACUGCAUUAAAAUUCGACCCCAACAACGAGAUGUACGAGACGAAUCUCAAGCUGGCUGAAGAACGCUUAAGUACAUACAACAGUUUGGGCAACGCUCAAUCACAGCCAGAUGUUUCCAUGCCUGACAUCAGCCAGUUCAUUAACAACCCCAAUCUCAUCAACAUGGCUACACAGAUGUUAAGUGAUCCUUCCUUCAGAAAUGUAAUGUCCGGUCUUGUAAGCAUGGGAUCCCAGGAUGAUGAAGGGAUGCAGGCCCUCCUCCAAGCUGGUCAAACGUUAGCGAGUAGAAUGAAUACCAUCGACCCAAAUUUCGUGGAAAACUUUAGAAGGCAAGUGGUCCCCAACAAUGCUGGCUGGAGACCGCAAGAGAAUGCUGAUAAGCCUGCGGAUAAAACAGAAAAAGAUCCCAGCAAGAAGGAGGAUUAAUUGAAGGCGUAAUUUAGGUUAAUUUUAAAUUUGGACUGUGAAUUUAAUAUCUUUAUAAUUCUCUAAAUUUAACACUACAGAUUCAAAAUCUUCAAAAUCGGGCUUUUGAUUUCUCCUAAUAUUUAUAUACAUUGGAUUUUAGUAAUUUGUGUAUUAUAUAUAUAUUAAUAUAUAUUUUUACUUUAAAUUUACAAUAGAACUGACACAUUUCUUUACACAUAUUCAUUUUACACUUGAAUGGAGAAUAUUGUUAAUGUUGAAAUAAAUUCAUAAUUUCGUGAA
Aethina tumida (small hive beetle) is the source of this 1377-nucleotide messenger RNA. RefSeq names its product small glutamine-rich tetratricopeptide repeat-containing protein alpha-like. Bases 142 to 1095 code for a protein of 317 amino acids. Gene Ontology annotation, molecular function: protein binding; molecular adaptor activity. The transcript is spliced from 6 exons. Gene Ontology annotation, cellular component: membrane; TRC complex. The record is from RefSeq and is a predicted model, not a curated record. NCBI's taxonomy places the organism in Eukaryota, Metazoa, Arthropoda, Insecta, Coleoptera, Nitidulidae. Gene Ontology annotation, biological process: post-translational protein targeting to endoplasmic reticulum membrane.